GUCAUAUUUCCUUGCCACAUAAUAAUGGCCAAGUUUUAAGUGUUUCUGACGAAAAUAUUUACUUUCUGCCUGAACAAUUUAUUAAAUUUGCUCUUUACGAUCUACAAUCUUUUUAAUGGAAUAUGGCCGAGGCACCUAGUGAAGCUUCUGGAGUUCCGUAUAGUAGAAACGACGUGAAAGCUGAGGAAAUUCCUUCCACAAAUGUUCGUUCUAAUUUGGCCGAACUGGAAUUGCAGGCUGCACAGGUACUAAACAGGUUAGAAUAUGUAAAAGUUGCUCAGGAACAACAGCAGCAAAGCCCUAUGCAGAUACCUGUUUCUCCAGGGUUCUUACAGUUGGACAAGAAACCGACCGCUGAAGUGCUCGCUAGUUUGGAAACCUUGGUUUCCCAGCUGGAUAUAGAAGAAGAACCAGAGUUUGUGCUUCCCCCACUCGAUGAUCCCUCUCAGUUGGCUGUAAUCACACAUUCAAUAGCAGCUUACUUGUCGGCACUGGAAAGACAGCACUUAAAUCGUGUUGUUUCCAAAAUUGCGACUGAUACAAAUCGCUGGAUGAGUCAUAUGUUUAGAUGCACAGACUCGAGUACUAACUAUUAUCGAGACAGUGCUGAGUGCAUUUUGCAUGCAGUACGAAUAGCGAUAACGAAUCGCUUUUCAGAGACUUUGGAAAACCGCUUAGCUCUGCUACAAAAUGCUACACUCUAUAUUUCUGAAACCAGUUCAUUAUUUUCGCUUCAAAACGCUGUUCGUUAUAUUGGGCUUGCCGUAAGCAAUAUCCGUAUUGUUCCCUGCAACUCUACAUUCGGCGCCCGUGGCACGAUGGAUGUAACGGAAUUGCAGAAAAUUAUAAAUGCUGAUAUUGAGGCGGGCAAAAUACCGUUAUUUUGCAUAGCGGAUUUGGGUUCGUCAGUUUGCGGAGAAGUGGACAAUUUGGCAGCUAUUAGGAAUGUCUGCAGUCAGAACAAUACGUGGCUGCACUGCCAGGGCCAUUGCCUAGCUGCCCUGGCAGUCACAAAGGGAACAUUAACAGGGGUUAAAUCCGUUCCUGAUUCUAUGAGCCUGAACCUAGGAAACUGGCUAGGUAUCACAGGGAUACCGUGCGUGUUGAUAUACCGACAAAUUUCGGCUAACGCACAGACACUGUUUGAUGUUGAUCCAAUUUUGUCAAAUCGGUUAUCUUCUAUCAGUCUGUGGACUGUAAUGCAAACGAUGGGUGUUGAUUCCAUCAGUGAACGAAUUUUUAUGGCUUUCGAUUCUUGCCGGCAAGUUUACGAAAUGCUAAGUAGAAUGGAGGGCAUUAGAAUAUUGAGUAAAGCCCCCCGCCAGGAAGCGGGAAAAUCUUUUCGUGCAUUAUUAAAUAACCCGAUUAAUUAUUGUAUUCUCUUCGAGACUGCCGUCCCUGUAGUGGUAUUUCAAUUUGAUGGAAGCUACAGUGACGGUGAUACAAUAGAAGGUGUUGGUUAUCUUGCUGCUGCUUGCAAUGGCAAUGGACAAGUUACUGAAAUUCAAACGAACAAAGAAGAACCGAAAAUAGGAAGGGAUCCCAUUAAACGAUCGAUUGAAAAAGUAGCUAAUUCCUCGUACUAUGAUCGAUUGAACAGUUGGCUAGGGCAGAUUUUGCUGCGCGAUUGCGCCCAGCUUAAUUUAGAAAUUAUUAACCACCCUGAGUAUGGCACAUGCAUACGAUAUUCCCCAUUCGCUCUUGGUUAUGGAGAGAUGCUACCUUUAACCGAAGUAAUAGAGAACGUUGCACAGUUUAUUGAGGCACAAAUAGAAAUACUGAUGGCGACUGUGAAGCAUAAGAGCCGUUUCAAUACGCUUGUAGAGGAGAGCCCUGUACUGCGGCUAAUCGAAUUGAACGAUUGGGCCGGUCUCGGUAGUGUACAUUAUGUACCAGAAGGCUGGGAGACAUUGCUGACUGAUCAGGCUAAAACGGAGCUUAACAGGCUUAACUCUGCCUUGGUUGACAUGUUGAAGGCUCAUGAUGGUGCAUUUUCGUUAGGCGAAGGAAGUGACGGACUUAUUUGUGUGCGGUUCGGUAUGGUUACCAGCGAAACCGAUGUGGAGGAACUACUAGACCUGGUGAUUCAAACAGGCCAAAAAAUACAGGAAAAUUCGAAAAUACUUGACACCAUGUCAGAAAUUUUGAAAAAAGGCAUUGAAGCCGCUACCAAUGACCUGCAGCGGGAGGCCGAAGAGAAGCUUUGGCAGGAUGGUAUACUUCGACAGGUUCCUUUGGUAGGACGGGUCGUAAACUGGUGGUCACCACCAAUAAAGGAAUCGGGCAUGAAAGGAAGGAGCUUAAAUUUGACACAGGGAGUUGUAGAGAGCACAGAAAAUAUCUACAAGUAUCAUAUGCAAAUGACAGCCAAACCUAACCAGCUGCCGGGAAAUAAGAAUCCACCAACACCAUUGGUGCAAACUCCGAUAAGUGCAGAUAGUAAAAGUUUACAUUCCAGAAAUGCCAGUUCCAGCAGCCAACAGUCCAGUGGAGCAUUGUCCCAACAACAGCAGCAACAUCAACUAACCGUUGAUGCGUCUUCUGUAUGAAGUGAAUGAAAAUAGUCAGAAAUAAUGAAUGGUAAGACAUUUUUACGAUUAACUGUUGACAGUUUCUGUGAGUUAUUAUUAACCAAAGGCAUCAAUAUCCAUCUUCGCGAAAAAUCUAGUUUAGGUGAUAAUAAUAUAGUGAAAUAUCGUAAGCAACUAUAAUUGAAACAGAAGUGUAGUAUAUGGUUUCCUAUUUUUAAAUCAAAUAUAAUGUGCAACAACACAAUACAAUCCUUAAUUUAUUAAAGUUUGUAGCACAGAACGAAUAAUAAAACUAUUUUGGCACAAGUGUUAGUAA
Molecule: messenger RNA, 2847 nt
Organism: Topomyia yanbarensis
Lineage: Eukaryota; Metazoa; Arthropoda; Insecta; Diptera; Culicidae
Product: pyridoxal-dependent decarboxylase domain-containing protein 1
Exons: 7
Coding region: 123-2549 (808 amino acids)
Biological process (GO): carboxylic acid metabolic process
Cellular component (GO): intracellular membrane-bounded organelle
Molecular function (GO): pyridoxal phosphate binding; carbon-carbon lyase activity
Source: RefSeq, a predicted model, not a curated record